AACUGUACGACGACGUGUAGACGCAGAGAAGAAGCUGCUGCUUGGUGAGUGUUCUAGACUUUCCGCGAGAUAAGUAGUAGAACUAGCUUCUGGAACGUUCUGCUCACUGUCUUUAUAAUCCAUGGAUUCUCCCACUUUUCACCAUAGUACAAAAUCUCCCAAACUUCAUUAUCGUUAAUCAAGUGUAUUUAGAGUGAUUUUUGAAAGCGAGUGAAGAUGGCAGGGUAUUUGAAUGGUGAUGUUGCAAGUGCUGCUCUGAGCCAAUUGCUCAACUUGCCUGAAGCUGUUGACAAGCUUAUUUCCCAAUCAAGGUCUCAUGAAUCGAAAAGCGGGUUCGAUUCAAUACCGGUUGACAUUCUUGAGAGCUCGGAUAACUACAUUUUCUACAUGGAUGUCCCUGGCCUAUCCAAAUCCGACAUUCAGAUUACUGUUGAAGAUGGGAAUACACUUGUAAUUCAAAGCAAUGGGAAGAGGAAGCGCGAAGAUGGGGAAGAAGAGUGCAAGUACAUAAAGCUGGAGAGGAAGUUGCCUCGAAAAUUAGCAAGGAAGUUUAGGCUACCAGAGAAUUGCAAUGCAUCUACUAUAACUGCAAAAUGUGAGAACGGAGUCUUGACUGUGUCGAUUGAGAAGGUGCCUCCACCCAAGUCCAAGACUGUGUCUAUUGCUAUCUCUUAGAUUGCAGCUAAGAAUCAGAUGAAGGUGAAAUGGGAUCCGGGACCUGGUUGUAGUAUGUAGCUGAGUAAUGUAAUGUAGUCUAUGAUGAAGAUGAAGUUAAUCUUUUUAAGUGCUGUUAAUUCUACCUCCGGUCUCUAGGUGGGGAUUGCAGGUUUUAAUUUUAUCAUCUUAUAUUCCUAUGAAUGAUUAUGUUAGUUGUGUAAUGUUUUGGUUAAUAUUUUGUGUGA
Messenger RNA from Daucus carota subsp. sativus, 902 nucleotides. RefSeq names its product 17.4 kDa class III heat shock protein. The coding region runs from base 217 to 675 and encodes 152 amino acids. The record is from RefSeq and is a predicted model, not a curated record. NCBI's taxonomy places the organism in Eukaryota, Viridiplantae, Streptophyta, Magnoliopsida, Apiales, Apiaceae. The transcript has 3 exons. Gene Ontology annotation, biological process: protein complex oligomerization; response to salt stress; response to hydrogen peroxide.